CACGAGGGAGAGAGAGAAGAGUCUGCAACUAUUUUUCAAUGGGAAGAGAAGAAAGGGCAAAGCAAAUUGAUCUGUCUCUGAAGCUAGAAGGUCUACAAGCAGAAGAAGGGCAAGCAGAUCAAGGAGAAGAGAAAGUGUUGAGAGAUGAUCCAAUGGAGGCAACAACAACAACAACAAGAGAAGAGGAGGAAGAAUAUUCACCACAAGAGAAGUCAUUGCAAGAAAAUUUGAACCCAGAUGAGUUAUGUGUACUUCAGAUGGAGAUGAACCGCAUGAAAGAAGAAAACAAAGUAUUGAGAAAAGUGGUUGAGCAAACCAUGAAAGAUUACUAUGAGCUCCAGAUGAAAUUUGCAGUUAUCCAACAAAAUCACACAAAAAAGGAUUCACAUAUCUUUCUAUCACUCCACACUGAAGGCAAUAUGAUUAAGAACCAAACACCUCCAUUACCACCUGAAGUUGAUGAUGCUAGAGAAGCUGCAGAAUUGAGACUGUCAUUGAGGAUACAAACCAAUGUAGAGCAGAAAAAUGAAAGAGAAACAUCCAAAGAAGAAGAGCUUAUCACAAAUUUGGUUCCUCAUCCUGUAGAGAAUAAGUUCCAAAAGAGCGAAUUCACGACCGGAAUUACAAAUCAUCCUGCAGCACCUCCCAAUAGAAAAGCAAGAGUUUCGGUCCGAGCAAGAUGUCAAACACCCACUAUGAAUGAUGGAUGCCAAUGGAGAAAAUAUGGGCAAAAAAUUGCAAAAGGAAAUCCUUGCCCUCGAGCCUAUUAUCGAUGCACAGUUGCUCCCGGAUGCCCAGUGAGAAAACAGGUGCAAAGAUGCCUAGAAGAUAUGUCAAUACUGAUAACAACCUAUGAAGGAACUCACAACCAUCCACUACCGGUGGGUGCGACCGCAAUGGCUUCAACAACAUCGUCGGCCGAUGCCACUUACAUGUUACUAAAUUCAGGCAAUACCAUCAACAACAACAACAACAACACCCAAUUGCAACCAACCAAUUCUCACCAUAGUAUCACUAAUCCUCUAUAUCACCAUUCACCUUCUUUCAACAACAUCAUCAGUACUAGUAAUGACCCAUCUAAAGGAAUUGUUUUUUAUCUCACAAACACCAUUUUUAAUUCACAACAACAAUUCACCACCCCUACUACUUCCUCACAAAUGAUGAAUUUUCCUUGGGCAUCUACCAGCUCAGGUGGCUAUCAUAAUAGUAAUGAUGCUGCAAGUGACACAUUAUUUGUUUCCCCUCAAGGAGGAGUAGAUAAGAAGAGGGAGUACUGGAAGGUUGAAGAAGACAAGUCUUCCUCAUCAUUAGCCAAAAAUGUGAGUGAUAUAGCUUCUGAUCCCAAGUUCAAGGUCGCAGUUGCAGCUGCCAUUACAUCAAUCAUCAGCAAAGAAAGUACCCCAACAGUCCAGUCUAAAGGACCUUCCUUGGUUGUCUCAGAUGGGGAGAGAGCUACUAGCUCUAGUAGCAAUAAAUGGAUUCUCUAACUAGUCUUUUCCUACUUGUUCAACAUUUGCAGAGAUAAUGGAUGGAUCGGUUAUAGUUUUGUACAAACAGAUUGAGGAAUACAUAUAUUUUACAAUAUUUUAAUUGGA
Molecule: messenger RNA, 1595 nt
Organism: Macadamia integrifolia
Lineage: Eukaryota; Viridiplantae; Streptophyta; Magnoliopsida; Proteales; Proteaceae
Product: probable WRKY transcription factor 9
Exons: 5
Coding region: 39-1487 (482 amino acids)
Biological process (GO): regulation of DNA-templated transcription
Molecular function (GO): DNA-binding transcription factor activity; sequence-specific DNA binding
Source: RefSeq, a predicted model, not a curated record